Molecule: messenger RNA, 1176 nt
Organism: Rangifer tarandus platyrhynchus (Svalbard reindeer)
Lineage: Eukaryota; Metazoa; Chordata; Mammalia; Artiodactyla; Cervidae
Source: the annotation of a GenBank genome assembly
AUGGAGCCUGAGCCCGAGCCUGAACCCGUCACGCUCCUGGUGAAGAGCCCCAACCAGCGCCACCGAGACUUGGAGCUGAGCACCGACCGCAGCUGGAGCGUGGGCCGCCUUAAGGCCCAUCUGAGCCGCGUCUACCCCGAGCGCCCGCGUCCAGAGGACCAGAGGUUAAUUUAUUCCGGAAAGCUGUUGUUGGAUCACCAGUGUCUCAGGGACUUGCUUCCAAAGCAGGAAAAACGGCAUGUUAUGCAUCUGGUGUGCAAUGUGAAGAGUACUUCAAAAAUGCCAGAAGCCGGUGCAAAGGUUGCUGAAGCCACAGAGCAGCCCACUGGUCUGAAUCAGGGACAGUCCCCUGGGGAUUCCUCAAGCGACGGUUUAAGGCAGAGGGAGGUUCUUCGGAACCCUUCUCCCUCUGGAUGGGAGAACAUCUCAAGGCCUGAAGCAGCCCAGCCGGCGUUCCAGGGCCUGGGGCCUGGUUUCUCGGGCUACACAACCUACGGGUGGCUGCAGCUCUCCUGGUUCCAGCAGAUGUACGCGCGGCAGUACUACAUGCAGUACUUAGCGGCCACUGCUGCGUCAGGGGCUUUUGUCCCCUCACCAAGUGCACAAGAGAUACCUGUGGUCACUGCACCUGCUCCAGCCCCAAUCCACAACCAGUUUCCAGCUGAAAACCAGCCCGCCAAUCAGAACGCUGCUCCACAAGUGGUGGUUAAUCCUGGGGCCAAUCAGAAUCUGCGGAUGAAUGCUCAAGGAGGCCCCAUUGUGGAAGAAGAUGAUGAGAUAAAUCGAGAUUGGUUGGAUUGGACCUAUUCGGCCGCUACAUUUUCCGUGUUUCUCAGUAUCCUCUAUUUCUACUCCUCCCUGAGCCGAUUCCUCAUGGUCAUGGGGGCCACCGUGGUUAUGUACCUGCAUCACGUCGGGUGGUUUCCCUUUCGACAGAGGCCAGUUCAGAACUUCCCGAAUGGUGGUCCUCCUCAGGAGGCUGUGAAUCAAGACCCCAACAAUAACUUCCAGGAGGGUCCUGAUCCUGAAAUUGAAGAUCCCAGCCACCUCCCUCCAGACAGGGAUGUACGGGGUGAUGAGCAGACCAGCCCUUCAUUUAUGAGCACAGCCUGGCUUGUCUUCAAGACUUUCUUUGCCUCUCUCCUUCCAGAAGGCCCUCCAGCCAUAGCAAACUGA